This is a messenger RNA of Scatophagus argus, 4384 nucleotides long. RefSeq names its product formin-like 1b (gene fmnl1b). The transcript has 27 exons. Gene Ontology annotation, cellular component: cytosol. The record is from RefSeq and is a predicted model, not a curated record. Gene Ontology annotation, molecular function: actin filament binding; small GTPase binding. NCBI's taxonomy places the organism in Eukaryota, Metazoa, Chordata, Actinopteri, Scatophagidae. Gene Ontology annotation, biological process: cell migration; cortical actin cytoskeleton organization; regulation of cell shape. The coding region runs from base 471 to 3719 and encodes 1082 amino acids.
CCCACCUGAGCAGAGGGAAACACAGAAGUGAAACCUUAACUGGUUAAUCUUGUUGGCUGUAAUUUUUCUGCUUACUGCAGCCUCGGCCUGUGCUCAGAUCUACCGGCUGUGAACUCGUUUCUCCUCCCCUUUUCUCCUUCACUCGUUCAGCUGUCACUCCGCCUGUCACUCUCAGGAUAUCCCCUUGCUUCUCUCUAGGGUUUCAUAAUGCACCAGGAUCUCAUUCAGAGGCAGGGGUGGAUUUCAUCCCACUGUUUUCUCCCUGUUUGAGAGUAUGGACGAGUCAUGAGUGCCACUUCGGCAUGAAUCCACGGACUGAAGUAAUGGAAAUAACGAAAGGUCACAGGCCUCACAGAGCCUCAAAAUCACCUUUGAAAAGCUAGACACAAAGCAGUUACUGAUCUUUUGGCAGCGUUAGUCAGGCAGGUUUUUUUGUGUGUGCAUUUCUUGGAUCGACUGGAUAUCCACUCAUGGGAAAUGCGGCAGGAAGCACGGAGGUACCCCAGAGGAAGGAGGCAAAGACGGCGUUGGCCCCUCUGGGCUCCCAGAAACAAACCAAGGGACUGAAACUCCCGAUGCCACCUGAAGAGGAACUGGAGCAUCGCUUCAGUGCAGUGCUGAACACGAUGAAUCUUCCUCCAGACAAGGUGAAGAUCCUCAGUCAGUACGACAGCGAGAAGAAGUGGGAGCUGAUCUGUGACCAGGAGAGGUUUCAAGUGAAGAAUCCGCCAUCUGCGUACCUGGACAAGCUGAGGAGUUACCUGGAUCACGGAGGAGUCAGUCGAAAGUUUAAGAGACGAGUGCAGGAAUCCACGCAGAUCCUCAGAGAGCUGGAGAUUUCCCUGAGGACCAAUUAUAUAGGCUGGGCUCAGGAGUUCCUGAACGAGGAAAAUCAAGGCUUAGAUGUUCUUGUGGAUUAUUUGUCCUUCGCCCACAGUGCUGUCACGUGCGAUGCGGACACGUUGGACGAUGGGACGCCGCCCGCAGACAAAAACAACACUGUGGACAAGUCAGCGGAGGAUGUGAGCAGAAGUGCCACUAACUCACCCACUCACGGUGCCUUGAAGGCCAGUAGGGCCUUCACAGUCAGGAAAGUCCUGAGGAGCUCUCGAGUCGCGAGCCAGACGGACGACGUUCACCUCUGCAUCAUGUGUUUACGUGCCAUCAUGAACUACCAGACUGGCUUCAGCCUGGUGAUGAAGCAUCCCUGCUGCGUCAACGAGAUCACGCUCAGCCUGAACAACAGGAACCUGAGGACCAAAGCGCUGGUGCUGGAGCUGCUGGCCGCCGUCUGCCUGGUGAGAGGAGGCCACGACAUCAUCCUGUCCGCCUUUGACAACUUCAAAGAGACGUGUGGAGAGAAAAGCCGAUUCGAGAAGCUAAUGGAGUAUUUCUACAAGGAAGAUGGCAACAUCGACUUCAUGGUGGCCUGCAUGCAGUUCAUCAACAUCGUGGUCCACUCAGUGGAAAACAUGAACUUCAGGGUCCACCUGCAGUACGAGUUCACUCGUCACGGGCUGGAUGACUACCUCGAGAAGUUGAAGUUCACAGAGAGCGACAGGCUGCUGGUGCAGAUUCAGGCCUAUCUGGACAACGUGUUUGACGUGGGAGCUCUGCUGGAGGACGCAGAGGCCAAAAACACUCUGCUGGAACACAUGGAGGAGCUGCAGGAACACAACACGCAGCUGAGCACCAGGCUUCAGGAGACUGAGAGGGAGGCCAUGGAGAAGGUCUCAGAUCUGGAGAAGAAGCUCCUUCAGACCACAAAAGAAGUGGAGCUCCUGAAGGAGGGUCUGCGCGAGUCGAGCUCUCAGGUCGCUCUUCUGCAGCGGCGAGAGCAAGAGAGAGAGCGUGAACGUGAGAAGGAGAAGGAGAGAGAGAGAGACCAGGACCGGUCCACCCAGUCCCUGAGGGAGCUGGAGUCCGGGGUCCAGGCUCUGGUGGACCAGGGGCUGGUCCGAAUGCUGCGCUCCUCCUCCGGACGCCUGGACAUCCAGGUGGUCCCGGUCAUCCAGGACGUGACACAGGAAGCUAAAGAAGAAACUGAUUCAGGAGAGGACCAGCAGGAUGCUCCCCCCUCCUCAGACCCUCAGCCGUCAGCAGCAGUACAACCUCCUCCUCCUCCUCCUCCUCCACCUCCUCCUCCACCACCACCUCCAGCACCUCCUCCUCCACCCCUGCUGCCUUCUGGAGGUGGUGCGACCCAGCAACCACCAGAAGUGACUGAUGUGAGCUCAGGCUGUAAAAAUAAGAAAGCGGUUCAAACCAAAUACCGCAUGCCACUGCUGAACUGGCAGACGCUCAAACCAAACCAGGUGACAGGAACCGUCUUCAACGAGCUGGACGACCAGCGAGUCUUAGAGGAGCUCAACAUGGAAGCUUUUGAGGAGCAGUUUAAGACCAAGGCCCAGUCCCCUCCUGUAGACCUGGAGACCCUCAAGACGAAACUGGCUCACAAGACUCCCAGUAAAGUGUCUCUAAUGGAGCCCAACAGGGCCAAAAACCUGGCCAUCACCCUGCGCAAGGAAGGAAUGGCUGCUUCCGACAUCUGCUGCGCAAUCGAGACGUACAACCAGCGAGCUCUGAGCCUGGACUUCCUCGAGCUCCUGGAGCGUUUCAUCCCCACAGAGUACGAGAUGAAGCUCAUCCACGACUACGAGUGUGAGGGCAGGCCCCUGGACGAGCUCAGCGAGGAGGACCGCUUCAUGGUGCACUUCAGCAAGAUCCCGCGGCUCUCGCAGCGAAUCAGCGCCCUCACCUACAUGGGCAAUUUCCUCGAGAGCGUCCAUCUAAUACAGCCUCAACUGAACGCCCUCAUCGCUGCCUCGAUGUCCAUCAAAUCCUCCAGCAAGCUGAAGAAAAUCCUGGAGAUCAUCUUAGCGUUUGGAAACUACAUGAACAGCAGCAAACGAGGGGCAGCUUACGGCUUCCGCCUGCAGAGUUUGGAUUUGCUGUUGGACACCAAAUCUACAGACCGGAAGCAGACGCUGCUGCACUUCAUCGUCAGCGUCAUCCAGGAGAAAUACCCAGAGGUCCAGUCCUUCUACUCGGAGCUGCACUUCCUGGACAGGGCGGCGCUGGUGUCUCUGGACAGCAUCCUGCAGGACCUGCGAGCUCUGGAGCGAGGCAUGCAGGUGACCGGGAGGGAGUUCUCCGAGGAACAAGACAACCCUGUGCUGCAGGCGUUUCUCAGCAGCAACACUGAGCUGCUGCACUCUCUCAUCGCAGAUGGAAAAACUGCACAGGACGUGUACGACUCUGCUGUGGAGUACUUUGGCGAGAACUCUAAAACCACUCCGCCCUCCAUGUUCUUCCCCGUUUUUGUCCGGUUCAUCAAGGCAUACAAGCGAGCUGAGCAGGAGAACGAGCAGAGGAAGACGCAGCACGUCCUGAUCUGUGAGGCUCCACCGACUCCACCUAAACCUGAAGUCAGCGGCAGCAAGAUGGCUCAAACCACCAAAAUAAGAAACCUGAAUGAUCCUUUCAAAGGUCAGUUUAGACGCGGUUGUUUGCUUCAGGUUUCCGUGACGCCCAAACUGCCCCAGAUGGACCUGAUAGCGGAGCUGAAGAAGAGACAGAUGUCUCCGCUGGUGAGGGAGGGGAAGGACGGCGCCAUCGAGGACAUCAUCACAGCUCUAAAGUCUGUGCCCUUCACGGCUCGCUCUGCCAAACGCUCCUCUCGUCUCUUCUGCGACUCCGUCUUCAGCGACGAGAUUUAAGGAAUCAGCCGUACAGACGGGCGGACGGCGGCCGACGCAGCGCCAAGUGGAAACCGGGACAACAGCUCAACGUGUCCUCAGACAUCUCGCUCUGAAAGCACCGCAGACCAAAAGCACAAAGAUGCACAACUCACCGCGGCAACGACGUCACCGUGUCAUGCAUGCGUGAGAGCGCAGAGGAGGAAGCGAUCAAAGCACAAACUGCUGAAUGAAGUGUAGAAACGUUCUGUGAUUUGACUAAUCAAAUGUUAAAGAGGGUGAAUAUUAGCUGCACUUGAUGCUAAUGACACUGGAGCUCAUUAAGACGAUUACAUGGAGGAAGGAGCCGUUCAGCUGAUCUGUAACACGACUGCUUCAUUACUGCUGCUCACCAAUUACAGCCCGACUCUUCAGAGGCAUCAGAGAUAAACGCUGACGGACGGGCCGCUCAUAAAUCAUUCCGAUCGCUUUCUUUAAACUGCUCCAGACAUGAUUUUUUUAAAAAUUGGGUUUAUUUUAAGUGGAAUAUUAAUUAAAAGCUGUCCAUCUUUCUGCCUUCAAGUAGGUCUCCGAGAUUUAGGCUGCAGAUUUGUAAAAUAUUUAAAUUAUUUUUAAUACUGAAGUGUCUGAAUGAGGAACUUCUACUUUGCUUCUGCAUUUCAAAAAAUAAAACAUUUUAUACCGUU